Molecule: messenger RNA, 1494 nt
Organism: Candidula unifasciata
Lineage: Eukaryota; Metazoa; Mollusca; Gastropoda; Stylommatophora; Geomitridae
Source: the annotation of a GenBank genome assembly
AUGGGUUCCGUUAUGUUACUGGCUGGUGUCCUUGUGUCCUUGCUGAUGUGCCCAUCACUGGGAAAGCCUAUUAAAGGACCUCCUCACCGGAAACCAGUAGAAGGGGGAUCUCCAGAAAAUAGACUUGAUACUGACCUGCCUUAUGAUCAGUAUCUUCGGGAAGUUGUUGAGGUCUUGGAAAGUGAUCCAGGAUUCCGGAAAAAACUGGAGACGGCAAAUAUUUCUGAUAUCAAGAACGGGAACAUUGCAAUGCACCUUGAGAUGGUCAACCAUACAGUUCGGACACGUCUGGAUGAGCUCAAACGACGGGAACUGGCCAGACUUCAGACGUUGGCUCGAGCGGAGAUGCAAGCGAAGACCCAGGGCGGCACAAGAAAAUUUGAAAUCCCGUCUCAUCUCGACCUGGUUAACCCUCACAGUUUUGAGAUGGAAGACCUGAAGAAACUGAUUAUACAGACCACCUCUGAUCUAGAAGAGUUGGACAAGAAAAGAAAAGAGGAAUUUAAAGAGUAUGAGAUGGAGAAAGAGUUUGAAAAGAAGAAACAUCUGAACGAGUUGUCAGAGGAGGAGAGAAAGAAAGAAGAGGCCCGACUGGAGGAACUAAAGAAGAAACAUGCUGAUCACCCAAAGCUGAAUCAUCCAGCCAGCAAAGACCAGUUUGAGGAGGUUUGGGAUAAGGUGGAUCAUCUCGAGGAGCAGGAUUUUGACCCAAAGACGUUUUUCUUCAAACAUGAUUUGAAUGGGGACUUUGAAUGGAGCGUUGAAGAAGUGGAUGCUGUACUUCAGCUUGAGUUAGACAAAGUUUACGAUGCCAGAAACUCACCAGAUGAAGAUGACCCCGUGGAGAGACAGGAGGAGAUGAAUCGAAUGAGACAACAUGUCUUUGAAGAAAUUGAUAAAAAUAAAGAUUAUAGAAUCUCUCUCGGUGAAUUCCUGAAUUACACGGGCAAGAAGGGAGAUGAGUCAGAGUUCAAGAAAGAUGAAGGCUGGGAUACCAUUGAGAAUGAGCCAGUUUUCUCAGAGGAAGAUUACCAAAAAUUUUUAGAGUCUCAUCACGGGGUUGCUGAGGGUGGCAAGGAUCUCAAGUUUCAGUCGGAACAAAUUCGGGGACAAGUGCACCAUGUGCCACCUCAAGAUCAGCAAGGACAGGCUCCUAACCAGCAGCCACGACACCCAAAGCAUCAGCAGCAACAUCCAGAGCAUCAGCAGCAACAUCCAGAGCAUCAACAGCAACACCCAGAGCAUCAACAGCAACAACCAGAGCAUCAACAGCAACAUCCAGAGCAUCAGGAGCAAUUUAGCCAGCAGGAGCUGCAGAGAGCCCCACAGGUGAUCGAACAUCAGCCGGGCCAGCGACCGCAGUUCAGCCAACAAGAACAGCAACAGGCUCAUGUUGUUGCAAAGCCAGAAGUGGCCGGGCAGACGGAGACGGAGAAAAUGCAGCAGCAGAUUAAAGAACUGCAGGAGAAGUUGAAUCAAAGGUCACAUCAUUAG